Messenger RNA from Colletotrichum graminicola M1.001, 1317 nucleotides. RefSeq lists its product as uncharacterized. NCBI's taxonomy places the organism in Eukaryota, Fungi, Ascomycota, Sordariomycetes, Glomerellales, Glomerellaceae. The record is from RefSeq and is a predicted model, not a curated record. The coding region runs from base 1 to 1317 and encodes 438 amino acids. The transcript is spliced from 2 exons.
AUGGGAGAGGAAUACUACUUCCACCGUGUAUCCACACCGAUUGCCUACAACAGUGAGGCCAAACCUGAUGGCGACUGGCUCAAAAGCCUCAACAGGCUUGGCGCUAGCACAUGGGGCCGUCCGCAGCUGGUAGCUUUACGAGUGCUUGUUGUAGAAACGGACGCAAGCCUUCUUCCAUCCCUUAAUGAGGAUAAAGACUUUGUUGAGGCUUCGUCAAUGCUACGUUUCGACCAAGCUUCCGAGUCUGAUCCCCGGCAAGAGGAUGAUCGUGGAGAACCGACGAGGGCGAGGGCGCUUUUCAAAUUAGUGAAAGGUCCACCGUACCAUGACCGUGUCACUCGCAGUGUGCGGACAGAAUAUGCCCUCCGCCGUGACCCCCUUGGCAGUGUAUGGGCUGCGAUGAACCGUCUGUGUUUGUCUGGCGAGACUGAUGAUUCCAUCGAUUCACGGGACGAGGAGGGUGAUGAUGUGCACGAGGCCCACGAGACGCCCUCAAUGGGCAGUUCUCCGCCCGUUGGCGGCAUAUCAGGUGUGAAGCGGGACCUCUCAUUUUCGCCGUUACUCGAACAACGUCCAAAACGGCAAGCAACCCAGGCGCCGUUGGCACCCACGUACAACAGAGAAGAGUUGACUGAAGCUAUCGGACCAUCCUCGCCAUCCCAGCAUCUUUCGUCGUCGCAAUCUCAUAUCCCCCAGGAAGAAGCCGUAAAAUCGCCACAAAGACCUGAAGAUUUGACUCAUCGAUUUGCAAGCGAGUUCAUCCGGUACGUCCUUGAACACCUUCCACAAAGCGACUGGUCUGACUCGGAUGACUUUGCCGUGGAUUUCGAUGAUCUCAAGCUCGAAUUGCACUGUCGCAUUCAGAGAGAAAUCGCCUACAGAUCUAUUGACGAUGGGGGGUUGUCCCUCGUUCAGGACUUUGGCGAACGCUUGGGUCGCGUUGCAAUCCUCGAGACCAAGGGACACCUUGGUAAGAUAUUAGACGGCGUGCCAAAACUGUCAGAUGAACGGUUCGCCCAAAUCAUAGGACAAGCCGUAUCAAUGCGGCUGGCGCGAAGAAAGUGGGUAGGGCCACAAGAUACCAUCUUCGCCAUUGCCGCCGCACGAUAUUACAUGCGGUUCUUCGAGGUGCACAUCACCCAAGACUACGUUGACCAGCUUGAAGUAAGCGAGAAUCACCAGCAUGCAGCUGCAGAGUUCAUCAAGGUAAAGGCAACCAAAUGGUUUGACCUCCGAAACGAAAGGCCUCGAAACCAUGCUAUUAUCAAUAUUGCGGGCAUCGUCAGCCAAGGCUUCAAGGCAGCAGGAGUCUCGUGA